Messenger RNA from Osmerus eperlanus (European smelt), 1032 nucleotides. Its product is annotated as paired box protein Pax-3-like. Gene Ontology annotation, molecular function: DNA-binding transcription factor activity, RNA polymerase II-specific; RNA polymerase II cis-regulatory region sequence-specific DNA binding. Gene Ontology annotation, biological process: regulation of transcription by RNA polymerase II; anatomical structure development. The transcript has 6 exons. The record is from RefSeq and is a predicted model, not a curated record. The coding region runs from base 1 to 912 and encodes 303 amino acids. Lineage: Eukaryota; Metazoa; Chordata; Actinopteri; Osmeriformes; Osmeridae.
AUGGUCCUCCAGCUUAAGGCCCUCUGGCCAAUAAGUACGUUUGUUGUUCCUGUCUCCACAGCCAGCCACUCAGACGAGGGCUCGGACGUGGACUCGGAGCCGGGCCUGCCCCUGAAGAGGAAGCAGCGGCGCAGUCGCACCACCUUCACAGCCGAGCAGCUGGAGGAGCUUGAGAGAGCCUUCGAGAGGACGCACUAUCCCGACAUCUACACCCGGGAGGAGCUGGCCCAGAGGGCCAAGCUCACCGAGGCCAGAGUACAGGUGUGGUUCAGCAACAGGCGAGCUCGAUGGAGGAAGCAGGCAGGAGCCAAUCAGCUGAUGGCAUUCAAUCACCUGAUCCCCGGCGGUUUCCCGCCCUCUGCCAUGUCCAGCCUCCAGCCCUACCAGCUGUCUGACAGCCCUUACCCCCCCACCUCCAUCUCCCAAGUUCCCGAGCAGCCGGGCACGGUCCACAGACCCCAGCCUCUCCCCCCCACCUCAGUGCACCAGACUGGGCUGGGCUCGUCAGCGGGGGCCCAGGAUGGGGCCUCCACCUACUGCCUCUCCUCUGGGCGCCACGGCUUCUCCAGCUACUCUGACAGCUUUGGACCCACUCCGGCCCACGCCAACCAGGUCAACCCCUCCAUCAGCAAUGGGCUCUCGCCACAGGUCAUGGGACUGUUGAACCCGGGCGGCGUCCCUCACCAGCCCCAGAGUGACUUCGCCCUCUCCCCCCUGACAGGAGGCCUGGAACCCGGGGUCGGCAUGGCGGCCAGCUGCCACGGUUCCCAGCGUCUGGAGGCUCUGCCAGGCCUGACCAGCACCCAGUCCUACUGCCCACCCACCUACAGCUCUCCAGCCUACGCCGUGGACCACCACCCCUCCUACCAGUACAGCCAGUACGGCCAGAGCAAGAUGCCUUUCCUUAUCUAAAGCACCAACUCUGCUCUGGAGGACAACUUCUGUGACCCGACCUGACAGUCAGCCUCAGAGCACACACACACACACACACCCUCUCUCUCCUCUCAGUCCCCCGUCCACACUGGCCCUGGU